Molecule: messenger RNA, 4440 nt
Organism: Chelonus insularis
Lineage: Eukaryota; Metazoa; Arthropoda; Insecta; Hymenoptera; Braconidae
Product: protein I'm not dead yet-like
Exons: 22
Biological process (GO): transmembrane transport; citrate transport
Cellular component (GO): membrane
Molecular function (GO): citrate transmembrane transporter activity; succinate transmembrane transporter activity
Source: RefSeq, a predicted model, not a curated record
AAAACAGCAGAAAACAACAUCGAAUGGAUUUAAAAUCAAAUUAGAUUUAAUAUUUUAUACAUUAUAUAUAAUAUAAAAUCUCUAUCUCAGACCAUAUUUGACCAAGAAAAUAAUCGACAGAUCGUUUGAGUUGCGUGCUUUCUCUUUCUCUUAUCCCCUACUUAUUCUUCCUUAUUGUUAUCUUGCUCUUGCUUUAUAAUUUUUGAUAUGAGUAAGACAGAGAUAAGUAUACGUCAAUGGUAGAGAUGAAAUCAUAACCUAGAAAAUCGUUGGAAGAGAGAAAGAAUGUGAACAACCAGGAGGGAGAAUCAAAACUUAUGGUUGGCUACGAUAGCUAGCAGCUUAUAACAGUGUAUGAAGUUGACUGUGUGACAUCACGUUUCAUUGUUAGAGGUUUACGUCAUUUCUUUAGUCCGUGUGCGUCUUGCAGAUCGCACACGUGAAUUUGCUGCGGGUGCAAAACAGCAUCGCAAGAAAAUGUCGCCACCUUCACUAUCAUCAAAGUGUGACUGGUUAGAGUGACUCUUUCUUUCAUCGUUUUAGUGAACACGAAGAUUAUAAACAUUUUAAGAUUAGCUUAGAGCAACCUUUUUGACUUCUAUACUAUUUUAGUAACCUAAACUGUGGAGAAAGUUUCAAGUGAAACGUAACUGAUGUUGUUUAUACUUGUGUUUUGUUUUUCAUUUUUGCUGUAAUAAAAUGUCAAAAUCAAGUAUUUAACAAUGAAGUUGUAAACAUCAACCAAGAAAGAAUAAAUAGAAUAUAGAAAAAUAAUUCAUAGACUCAUUUACAUACUGAAUUUUUGAUGAAAUAAUUCUUGAAAAUGGGAGAAAUCAAUACAGAGUUACAAACGUAUGUGAAGGCCCGGAUUUUUAUCUUGUGGGAUUUGAUAGCACGUAGUAGCUUGUCGAAAUCAAUUUAAAAUCAUUCUAUAAAAUGCAGCAGAAAACAAAAAAUAACGCCAAAAAUAGUAUUGGAAGUUGCUGUAUAAUGAUUGGAAGUCAUUGGAUAUAAAAUAAUAUAUAAUGAUCAACAAUUUUACUUGAAUCCACAUAGAAGGAUUAUUGCACAAUUAUGCAAAUAACGGAUGCCGGAGUUAAUAUUAUUUAGUAAAUAUUUGGACAACUUCAAUGUUGGGAACUAUUAAAAAUGAUGAAACGAGACAUUAUGUAUUUAACUACCAAGGGGUUUGAUAUAUCAAAAGCAGCCGUUACUAUGAGUACUUCACACUCGUUGCAUUGUAAUGGACAAGAAAGUAAUCGUAAAAUCGGAUCAAAAAGAAUGGCCUAUCAAGUAUUUUUGGGUGGAUCUUGUAAUCCCACAACCUGGCGAUCGGAAAUAGCCAUUCCAACACUUCAAAAACUUGGAAUAACUUACUACAAUCCGCAAGUCCCACAGUGGGGGCCAGAACUUGUAGCUCAAGAAUAUGAAGCAAAACAAACUGCACGAGUGUUGCUUUUUGUAAUUGAUAAUCAAACAAGAAACACAGCAGGUAUUAUUGAAGCGGCUCAAUUAGCAGCUACAAGGAGUCAUUCCUUAAUCAUCGUUGUAUAUCCUUAUCAACCAAAUCAAAAGAUUUUAGGAGAAACUAUUUCGGCUCAAGAAUACAAUGAUUUAAUGAAUGGACUUCUAGUACUUGAGUAUUUGAUGGAAAAACAACGAAUACCAAUAUUUGAAAGCAUUUCUGGCGCUCUAAAUGGUACUUCUAAGAUUCUCCGUGAAGCAAUCAAUGUGCAAGAUUUAAAUCAAGAAGAUGGUACGAGGCCUACCCGGAAUUCUAUAGCUCAAAAUGGCAUUGAUAUGGUAACACUCAGAGAGAUAUUUAAAUCUAUAGAUACCAAUGAUACGGGUACCGUCCGUUUGGAGGAUGCCUGGAGAGAACUGCAAUUGAAGAUAAAGUGCAAUAUGUCUAUCUCUGAGUUUUUUAAUUUUGUAACAAAACCAGAUACGUAUGAUAAUGUAGUACAAAAUUCUUCAAAUAAAGAUGAUUUGGCAGAACAACGAAUAAACUUGGAGCAAUUUUGGACGCUUGCAAGUGAAUGGAUGCAGCGCGCCAAGACUAAUAUGACCAGUUGUGACGGUAAGCGAUAUCUUUAGUUCACAUUCAUUUGUUCUUAACUAUCAUAACAGUGGACAAAAAGAUAUGAUUACUUUUCUCCAUCUCAUUAUUUAGAUUGGACACAUUGUGUCGUGCCGGAUACACAAAAAAGAGAUUUAUACAUCGGAGUUGAUGGCAAAGAUCACAUCUGGUUAGAAUCAUCUGCCGUGCCAUUGAUAGAAUCAAUGGGUUUAUCUUUAUAUCGGCCAAGUAUGAAUGAAUAUACAGUGAAAACAAUAUCAAUUGAAUUGCAACGAAUGAGAAGUUCACGUAUGAUUUUAUUGAUAAUGCCUCAACACUCACGAAGUAUUGCUAUUGCGACAUUAGCUGCUCAUUUAAUUGGUUUGCGGGCAAAGCUCGUUCUUUGCAUACAACUUAUGCCAGAUGGUUGUAUUGUGUCUGGCGAAAAGCUGACAGAGCAAGCCAUAAAAGACUACAAUCGCAGUAGAAUGUAUCUCAUGGACUACGCAACGCGCGAAGGUGUACCUGUUUUUCAGAAGAUAGCUGAUGCACUUCAGCAUGCGAUACAGUCAGUUCAAAGUUCCUACUUGAUUGAAAUCACAAAAUACUUAAAAAAAGAUGGAGUUUUCAAACUACUAUGGAGAUUUAUUUGUAUUUACUGGAAAUCAUUAAUUCUAAUCCUAUGGCCACUAAUUUUGAUGCCGAUAAUAAUUAUAGAUAAUUCACGAAUGUACAAAUGUCUUUAUGUAGUGGGUUUGAUGGCAAUGUAUUGGGUAACCGAAUGUUUGCCUUUACCUAUUACUGGGAUGAUACCAAUCGUACUCUAUCCACUAAUGGGAAUAUUGAGCUCAGGUAAAACCUGUGAUGCUUAUAUGAAUGAUACCACCAUCAUGUUUUUAGGAAGUCUUGUUAUUGCUGUUGUUAUUGAAAACUCUGGAUUACACAUGAGAAUUUCAUUGAUAAUCAUUAAACUUAUUGGAUGUAGUCAUAGGAAAUUAAGUCUUGGACUAUUUUACGUCACAAUGUUCAUAUCUAUGUGGAUUUCCAAUACUGCUGCCACUGCCAUGAUGAUUCCUAUUAUUGAAACAGUUCUUUUAGAAUUAGAAACGCAAGGUCUUGGUAAUAUGUUUGAAAUCGAGGAAUCCGAUACUAGUCAAUUAGAAAAUCAUGAAAGGCGGAAAAGACCAACACACAGCACAUUAGUCUACUAUUUAUCAAUUUCAUAUGCCUCAAGCAUUGGUGGAAUUGGAACUAUAGUUGGCAGUGGAACAAAUUUAACACUGAAAGGAAUUUAUGAAGAACGAUUUCCACGGAGUCCAGGGAUAAAUUUUGCUUCUUGGAUGUUGUAUAAUGUACCGCCCAUGCUUCUUAUAGGAUUUUUGACAUGGUUGUGGCUUCAAAUAAUGUAUAUGGGACUUUUUAGGCCUCAAAGUGCGGAUGCUCAAGCCAUAAAUAUUGGUGAACAGGGAGAAAAAGUUGCUGCAGAUGUUAUUAAUAAGAGAUAUAAAGAUCUUGGACCAAUUACGUGGUAUGAAUCGAUAGUAGGUUUUCUUUUUAUUUCAGUCAUUCUUCUUUGGUUCUUUAGAAAACCCGGAUUCCUGCCGGGAUGGCCAGAGUACAUCACGAACAUGCCAGUCAAAGACUCAACAGCAGCCAUUGCACUUGUAAUUUUACUAUUCAUAAUACCAUCGAAAUUGGAUUUUUUUCGAGCUUUUGAUAAGGAUCCAAGCAAACGUCCAACGGCUCCAUCUCCAGCUCUCAUUAAUUGGAAAACAAUUCAUGAAAAAAUGCACUGGAGUUUAAUUUUUGUCCUUGGUGGCGGAUUUGCUAUUGCUACAGGAAGCAGUGACUCUGGGUUGUCAGCAAUGCUUGGAGAAGUUUUAGGAAACUUAAGACAUGUUAAUAUAUUUGCAACGUUAUUUAUUGUUUGUAUUUUUUGCGAAAUCGUUACGGAGUUGACUGCAAAUAUUGCUGUAGCGAAUAUUGUCUUACCAGUAUUAGCAGAAAUGUGUGUAUCAAUCAAAGUGCACCCUCUCUUUCUUAUGCUACCGGCUUCUCUCUGCUGCUCAUUUUCAUUUCAUUUGCCAGUUGGUACUCCACCAAACGCAAUUGUAAGUGAAGCAGGUCACAUAAGAACUAAGGAUUUUAUUAUUGCCGGAAUCGGCCCGACGAUGAUUACCCUUCUUGUCACAUGCAUUGCAUGGAGUACUUGGGGUGUCUAUGUAUUUAAAUUGUCUGAUUUUCCUCAAUGGGCAACAGAGAAAUAAUGUAUGAUCUAUUUUGACUAUCAAAAUUAUUUACUUCGUUCAAUCAUUCUUCGGACAAAUAUUUUAGUUAUUAUUUUAAUACAUGAUUAUUUAUUUUAUCAAUAAAUUCAAAUA